CCUCAAACAGAAGCUAAAAGCCUAAGACCUGAGAAUCAAAAUGCCCUCCUGGAAAUUCUUCAUGUUCUUUCUUGUUCUAUAUCAUGUUAUCGGUUUAACAAGUGCAGCUGAUCCGAACUAUCUUUUCCAUGAUUGCCCAAACACAACAACUUUUAACAGAAAUAGCACCUAUCAAUCUAACCUCAAAUUUCUCCUCUCUUCACUUGUAUCUAACGCCGCCCGCAGCAAUGGAUUCUCCACCGGUUUCUACAACGCCACCGCGGGCCAAGACCCUGACAAGGUCUACGCUCUCUUUCUUUGCCGACUUGUUUUCACUCCCACCGCCUGUCAAGAGUGUGUUAGUUUUGCUACCUCAGACAUUCUUAAACGUUGUCCUGUUCAAAGAGAAAGUAUAAUUAUGUACGACCCGUGCGUUUUACGCUACUCAGGCGAGUAUAUCUUUUCUACCAUGGCCGCUAAGCCCGCUUUUAUUUUGUACAACAUUAAUAAUAUUACGGAACCAGUCCGGUUUAACCAGCUAGUAAGGACUACAAUGAAGGAAUUAGCAGAUGCGGCUGUUGGCUCCCCUAAAAAAUUUUCAACAAGAAAGUUUGCCGACUACCCACGCAGGAGCAAGAGUUUUGCUUCCAAGUUGUUGUAGCCACUUUGAAUUGUAC
Pistacia vera is the source of this 656-nucleotide messenger RNA. Its product is annotated as putative cysteine-rich receptor-like protein kinase 23. NCBI's taxonomy places the organism in Eukaryota, Viridiplantae, Streptophyta, Magnoliopsida, Sapindales, Anacardiaceae. The transcript is spliced from 2 exons. Bases 41 to 640 code for a protein of 199 amino acids. The record is from RefSeq and is a predicted model, not a curated record.